CGCGGUUGCUGCCGCGGUUGCCGUAGAGGACGCGCGAGGCGCCGUCGAAGCGGUCGCGCAGCACGUCGCCCACGGCACGCAGCGUGGGCAGCCGCAUCCAGCACGUGCGCACCGUGCACGAGCCGGACAUCCCGUGGCACUUGCACUCCUGGCGCAUCUCGGAGAAUACGGUCUGCGGGGAGAAGGGAGGAAAGAGUGUCCCAGGGCACCCGGCCGGAGCCAACCGCCCAGACACUGCCCCCUCCCGGACGCCACGGGGGCCGGACUUCAGCAAAGGGCCAGGCCUAGCUGAGCCCAGCAGAAGGGAGGCGCGAGAAGUUCCGCUGAGAUUUGGAAACCCGGCCCAACCCUGCUCCGCCCCGCAGAGUCAGUCUCGGCCUCUCACGCGUAUUUUUCGAAUCUGUCCAGUGAAGGGGCUGUGCUUGAUUUCUAACCUCUUCUGUUUCACCUGCUAGCGGGACAGGCAUCCCUUUCCCCUCAGCCACUGACUGUCUCCUCUAUCCUCCGGCUUCGUUCCAAGCCUCCCGCUCUUCCAGGACGCCCUCUCCUGGUGCCCCUUGCCGUGUCUCACCGACUGUCACUUCCCUAGCCCGAGAUUGGCCCCUGCUGCUCUGUUUAGGGUGCGGAGCCUCUCCAAGCUCACCGUGCGACCCGCCUCGUUGUUGUGAAGGUUCAUGAGGAAGCGCAGGUCCCGUCCCUUCUCCCCGGAGUCCACGAACUCCCGACCGAAGAGGCGACCGAAGUCAAUGUUGUCGCUGCAGCCCCCCCAGUGCCAGUCGGGGCCCCCGGGGCCGCGCCGCCGAUAGUCACAGGUGCAGGAUUCGAUGGAACCCUCUGAGCAGGAGCGUGCCACCGAAUGGGUGACCCCCGCGGAGGUGAUAGCGAAGAUAAACGCUGUUUCUCGACAGCCUGUGGGAGAAAGGAGCGGGGAUCAGCAAGGGGGCCCGUGGGGCACGGCCAGCACCCUCAGUGAAGGGCUUGGGACCCCGAAAUCCCAUCCCCGACUCCGCACUUAGAGUCCUGAGAGCCAGAGCGGCAGUGCUGGAAAGCCGGUCCCUGGGGCUCAUAGAGAAAGCAGGUGCGUGGGCACGCAGCCACGUCCACGGGCGUAAUCACACCUUACUGGGACGCUCCAGGGUGCAUUUUGGCUCGAUAGCGGAAGUGGAGCAGCCCCAGAGAGAAAAACCGAAGAGAGGGGAGCGGAAGAACAAUACAUCCCCAAGACUUCUUCGCAGUCCACAACUUUGGGCCCAUUUUGGCGACGCAAACCUUGCUGGGCGGGAGGCAAAACACACGCCUGCAGAGAGUGGUUUCCCAGGAGCUUUUGAGAGAGGCUGCGGGAAAGCGGUGGUCAGCCGGCAUCCGAGACCCAAAACUCUUUAUCUGGGGCAGUAACUCAGAAAAGUUAAGCUUCGUUUCUAGGGUGCACGGCUGGAAAAUGCCUGGUAGAAGUCUGGCCCGGAGCUGGCGCUGGACACGAGGCACUUGGCGGGUUGUGUGACCCUCCGGGCGCCUGAGACACCUUCUCUGCACACGCCCGCCCAUGCCCUGGGGGUGACCCCGCGUUUUCCCUGCUCCCGGAAGCGUCGCCUUCUUGGGCACCCACCUCGGUUGACGAUCUUGCCGAAGAGGUGGGGCCCUGGAGCAGUGGGGCAGUUCCAGCGGCGAUUCCGGAACUGCCACUUGCACUCGCGCACGGCGCUCUGCAGCCCCCCGCUCACGCUGUGCAGGAUCCCCGGAUUUUGGCGUAUCAGACGCCGCUGUUUGCGGCUCAACAGCUGCAGACUGGGCUCGAGUACCAGUUGCAGACUCUUGGAGUCCGUCAGCAGGUUCGUGGAGGAGGCUACGUUCACAAUACCCCUGGUGGGACAUAUGAUAGCUCAGGCUCAGGAAGGGGACCUGCACCCUAACCAUAAAAACUGUGCCACCCGGUCCUCUUCCUGGCGGUACGUGCCUGGAGAGGGUGGCGGAAGAUCAAUAAUGCGGUAAUGACUUUGCGCUCCCAGGCUCACUAAUUUGAAAGAACUGGGCUUCCAGACUUGUGUGUGCCCAGGAGUCCCAGGGCUGCUCGCCUGAGCCCUAGGUCCAGAGACAGAGAAGGCACCCGGGGACGGAGUUUCUACCUUGGAUCUCCGAGCCUCUUCCGGUCAGCCUGAGCGAAGUAAUGAUGGCCUGCCGUUCUUGCCCACCCAAGGCGUGAAAUGCUUAGGAGUUCCCACCCUCUUCUCCCCUCCUUUCUAAGCGACCGCCUGGCCCUUCACUUCCCGAGGUGGGAAAACCUGUGGUGAGGCCACUGCCGUGAGGCUGGAGUUGGCGCUCGAAGGGGAAGGGCGGUGCUAGAUGAGAGUGGGCUCCCUGCCUGGGGUAUCUUAGGCCUCCGCGGACGGAUCAUUCGCCCCACUUCUACAGAGCUGGAGUCUGGGGCAACUCCACGCCAGAUCGCCCUUCGGUGUCGUCGCGGAGGGAAGUCAGAACGGGGAGGGAGCCUGUCGGCGGACGGAUCCCAGAGCGUGGGAGCUGGGCUCUUUUCCGACUGCCCUUGGACUUGGCUCAAUUUUGGAUCCCAAGGCCCUCCUCAUCCCAUCCGAAGGAAGUCUGCAGCUUGGAGCAGGAAUCUAGGCCACCCAAAGUGCAGACUGGGGAAUCCCGAGAAGGGCACCUUCCAGCCACCCUGAUCUCGGUGGAGAAACUGAUGCAAAAAGAAGUGUUGAAAGAUGUGGCCACUUGGGCCCCAUUCUGGCUCUCUAGGAAGGUUACUACACCCUCCCUGCAGCCUUGGUGACCCCAGAGCAGCCACGGCCGGCCGGCCGAGUGGCGCUGGGGAAGCGGUGAAGAGGAGUGGCCCGGCCCUGGAAGAAUGCAGCUCUGCCAAGGGGACAGAACCCAGCACAGUCUCCCCACGGAUUAAGCAGGACUAGUGAAGCUCAGGCAACCCAACCGUGCCCGUCUCGGACCCCGCACCCAAACCACUGGAGGUCCUGAUCGAUCUGCCCACCGGAGCCUCCGGGCUUCGACAUGCUGGAGGAGCCCCGGCCGCGGCCUCCGCCCUCGGGCCUCGUGGGUCUCCUGUUCCUGGCGUUGUGCAGUCGGGCUCUAAGCAAUGAGAUUCUGGGCCUGAAGUUGCCGGGCGAGCCGCCGCUGACUGCCAACACCGUGUGCCUGACGCUGUCCGGCCUGAGCAAGCGGCAGCUAGGCCUGUGCCUGCGCAACCCCGACGUGACGGCGUCCGCGCUUCAGGGUCUCCACAUCGCGGUCCACGAGUGUCAGCAUCAGCUGCGCGACCAGCGCUGGAACUGCUCAGCGCUCGAGGGUGGCGGCCGCCUGCCGCACCACAGCGCCAUCCUCAAGCGCGGUUUCCGAGAAAGUGCUUUUUCCUUCUCCAUGCUGGCUGCUGGCGUCAUGCACGCAGUAGCCACGGCCUGCAGCCUGGGCAAGCUGGUGAGCUGUGGCUGUGGCUUGAAGGGCAGUGGUGAGCAGGAUCGGCUGAGGGCCAAACUGCUGCAGCUGCAGACACUGUCCCGAGGCAAGAGUUUCCCCCACUCUCUGCCCAGCCCUGGCCCUGGCUCAGGCCCCAGUCCUGGCCCCCAGGACACAUGGGAAUGGGGUGGCUGUAACCAUGACAUGGACUUUGGAGAGAAGUUCUCUCGGGAUUUCUUGGAUUCCAGGGAAGCUCCCCGGGACAUCCAGGCACGAAUGAGAAUCCACAACAACAGGGUGGGGCGCCAGGUGGUAACUGAAAACCUGAAGCGGAAAUGCAAAUGCCAUGGCACGUCAGGCAGCUGCCAGUUCAAGACAUGCUGGAGAGCGGCCCCAGAGUUCCGGGCAGUGGGGGCGGCAUUGAGAGAGCGGCUGGGCCGGGCCAUCUUCAUCGAUACCCACAACCGCAAUUCUGGAGCAUUCCAACCCCGUCUGCGUCCCCGUCGCCUCUCAGGAGAGCUGGUCUACUUUGAGAAGUCUCCUGACUUCUGUGAGCGAGACCCCACUAUGGGCUCCCCAGGGACAAGGGGCCGGGCCUGCAACAAGACCAGCCGCCUGUUGGAUGGCUGUGGCAGCCUGUGCUGUGGCCGGGGACACAAUGUGCUCAGGCAGACACGAGUGGAGCGCUGCCAUUGCCGCUUCCACUGGUGCUGCUAUGUGAUGUGUGAUGAGUGCAAGGUCACAGAGUGGGUCAAUGUGUGUAAGUGAGGGUCAGCCUCACCUUGGGGGAGGGGGAGGGGCCUGUGUGAGAGGGGUGCGUUUUCAGCCCUUUGCUCUGAUUUCCUUCCAAAGCCAAUCUUGGUCCCUGGAAGCUCAGUGUCUACUUGGAAACAGCUUUAGGUGUGGUGGGGGGUCAGGUGUACUAUGGGAUGUGUAGCCUUCUCUCCAAUAAUUGGAGGGUCUCGGGGGAAAGCUGCCACUCCUCUUCUGCUCCUUAGACACCUGAAUGGACUAAGAUGAAAUGCACUGUAUUGCUCCUCCCACUUCUCAACUCCAGAGCCCCUUUAACCCUGAUUCAUACUCCUUUUGGCUAGGGAGUCCCUAUAGUUUCACCACUCCUCUCCCUUUAGGGAUAACCGCAGGCACUGUUUGGAGCCAUAAGAUCUGUAUCUAGAAAGAGAUCACCCACUUCUGUGUACUAGCCCCAAACUCCUCUGCUGCAGCCUGGGCUCCCUCUUGUGGGAUAAUGGGAGACAGUGGUAGAGAGGUUUUUUCCUGGGAAAGGGACAGAGUGCUGAGGGGCACUGUCCCCUGAAUCCUCAGAGUUGUCUGUCCAGACCCUUAGGGAAGUUGUCUCCUUCCAUUCGGCAGUUAAAGAGGACCCUCCAAAGGAAGGGGUUUCCCUAUGACUCUUGGAGCCUCUUUUUCCUUCUUCAGCAGGAAGGGUGGGAAUGGAUAAUUUAUUGUACUGAAACUUGUUCUUGGUUUCUGUUUGAAACUAAAAUAAAUUAAGUUACUGGA
Messenger RNA from Saimiri boliviensis boliviensis (Bolivian squirrel monkey), 4938 nucleotides. RefSeq names its product Wnt family member 10B (gene WNT10B). Gene Ontology annotation, biological process: multicellular organism development; cell fate commitment; neuron differentiation. Gene Ontology annotation, molecular function: frizzled binding; cytokine activity. Gene Ontology annotation, cellular component: extracellular region. NCBI's taxonomy places the organism in Eukaryota, Metazoa, Chordata, Mammalia, Primates, Cebidae. The record is from RefSeq and is a predicted model, not a curated record.